Molecule: messenger RNA, 414 nt
Organism: Strongylus vulgaris
Lineage: Eukaryota; Metazoa; Nematoda; Chromadorea; Rhabditida; Strongylidae
Source: the annotation of a GenBank genome assembly
AUGGUUGCCGUUCCACAACUAAGCAGUUUUGAACAUUUUGCAACUAAGCUCUACGAUCUGGCUGUCACAUUGCAUAAUUGGAGUGAUUAUUUUUAUCAUAUAUUAGUAAUUGGUGAAGUCGCUGUUGGUGAAGCUUCGGUAAUAAUAGCGACUGCCUCUCCACACCGGAACGAUGCAAUUCACGCGACUGAAAUGGCUAUCGAUGAAUUGAAGCGAACUGUUCCUAUCUGGAAAAAGGAGGUGUACGACGAUGGUGGAUGUUCAUGGAAGGAGAAUGGUGAGUGGUGUGCAAUCAAUAGGGACGGUGAUUCUACAGAGGAGAAGAGCUUUGCAGAAGCCAGCAGAACGAGGGAUGCAAAUCGCAAGGUGUUUUGGUUGAAGCAAAUGGUCAAACAGAUGACAAAACAAUCAUGA